This is a messenger RNA of Panthera uncia (snow leopard), 968 nucleotides long. RefSeq names its product protein FAM135B-like. The transcript is spliced from 5 exons. Lineage: Eukaryota; Metazoa; Chordata; Mammalia; Carnivora; Felidae. The coding region runs from base 25 to 678 and encodes 217 amino acids. The record is from RefSeq and is a predicted model, not a curated record.
GACACAUUUGCAGACUUUGAUACCAUGACAGAUCGCUUGUUGGAUGAGAUCAUUCAGCACAUCCAGCUGUACAACCUCUCCAUAUCCCGAAUUAGCUUCAUUGGCCACUCGCUUGGCAACAUCAUCAUCCGGUCGGUCCUAACGCGGCCCCGGUUCCGGUAUUACCUCAACAAACUGCACACAUUCCUGUCGCUGUCCGGGCCUCACCUGGGGACCCUGUACAACAACAGCACGCUGGUUAGUACAGGCUUGUGGCUCAUGCAGAAAUUAAAGAAAUCCGGGUCCCUUCUGCAGCUGACCUUCAGGGAUAAUGCUGAUCUACGCAAAUGUUUCCUCUACCAACUCAGCCAGAAAACAGGUCUGCAGUAUUUUAAAAAUGUCGUGCUGGUAGCUUCUCCCCAAGAUCGCUACGUGCCAUUUCAUUCAGCCCGGAUCGAGAUGUGCAAAACUGCCCUCAAAGACAGACACACGGGGCCCGUGUACGCGGAGAUGAUCAAUAACCUUCUGCGCCCUCUGGUUGAGGCCAAGGAUUGCACUUUGAUCCGACACAACGUGUUCCACGCCUUGCCCAACACUGCCAACGCCCUGAUUGGCCGUGCCGCCCACAUCGCCGUGCUGGACUCAGAGCUCUUCCUGGAGAAGUUCUUCCUGGUGGCGGGGCUCAAAUACUUCAAGUAGUAGGGGGAGGGAGCCUUGCCGGAAGCCUGGCGAUCCGCGAGAGCUUUAGCUGAGACGUCCUUGUACAGCCCGCUGCCACUCCAGGAAGAGCUCGGAGAGGAAGGCACCGAGGCAAGGAGGGUGGGGUGGGACCGGCCAUUCGAGGUGCUUCCAUUUUGGAGAUGUGGGAAAGCUGAACCAGUACAGUAACGCAGAAGACAAGACUUUGCCCGAACCUGUCUAGCCACCUGGAGUCUCCUUCAAGAUAUGGAGGGAAACUAUGACAAAAUAAAGCAACAGAAUACUUGGGA